Molecule: messenger RNA, 2213 nt
Organism: Coturnix japonica (Japanese quail)
Lineage: Eukaryota; Metazoa; Chordata; Aves; Galliformes; Phasianidae
Gene: TMEM278
Product: transmembrane protein 278
Cellular component (GO): plasma membrane
Molecular function (GO): PDZ domain binding
Source: RefSeq, a predicted model, not a curated record
AAUAACAUUGAUCAAAUUAGAUAGGUAAAAUAAGUGAUCAUUACUCUGCCUUCAGUACAAGAGCACAUCAGUGUGCUCUGCAGACAAUAACAGGGGUGAGCACAGAGAACAGAAGGUUUCUAAGCUAUAUAGUGAUUAUUAUCAACUACUCUGAGGCAUUUUAAUCUAGAGAGAAAAUGAAGAAAAUGAAUCACAGGCAGAAUAAUAAUUUCAGUUUGAAAGAGACCAUCUUGCCCUGGGAAUGUAUGGUUUGAGCGUGGCUCCUGGGUGCUGUGUGCUAAAUCACUUGUGAGGCAGAUGUAAGUGAUUGGCUGGCACAGAAAGCAGCUUCAGAAGCCACACUGUAAACAGAGCAGCGCUGCGAGGCUCUGAGGAAGGCACUGCGUGCAUUGGAACACUGGUGACAGCGGGGAGCAGGGAGAACUGAGACUACACACUGCUCCCAUCUCUGUUUCCAUCUCUGCCUGGUGUGGGCAAGGACUCCAUCAAGGCAGAGGGGAGGGCAGCUCUGCUUCGUUAUCCUCCCUGGAUACUUUGUUUGGAUGAGAGUUGAGAAGGAAUAUUUCCAUGGGUACAGGAUGAGGAGCAUGGAAAGGUGAUUUAAAGUCGACGACCUGUCUGCAGGUGCUCAGAGUUGGAGGAGGAGGAUGAAGCCAGGUGCCCUCCUGAACCGAGCCACCUAUCAAGGCUGAGAACAACCGCUGGGGACCUCUUGGAAUCGUACUCCUGGGAAGAACAGGAUUUCAGGGGUACCAUGGAUUCAGAAGCAGAACUAUAGCUGUUGCCAAGCUGCCUUAAAACUGAGAUCAGGGCACUACCAGAAAACAACCUAAGAAGGAACAAUUUGUCCUGGGAAAGCAGGUGGCCAAAAGGCCAUUCCUUCCUUGCUCCAUUACGCUCUCUGGCUGUGUUCUUGUCCAUAUGUGCAAUAGCUAAGAAAAGCUUAAGCAGAUCUGUGGCCGAAACAAAAGAAGCCACUUUGAAAAAGCUUUGGGUUUGAUCAGCAGCAUUCUUGAAGCAUGGCCGACCAGGAGACCGAGGACUUAGCAUCAGAAAGCCUCUUAGCCAAGUCUAAGAUGCAUCCCAGCCUCCCACCGUACGACAUGGAUGACCAGCUCCUUCCCAGGGAGCCACGGAGCACCUGCGGCUGCUGGGCAUGGGCUCUGCUGGUAGCCACCAUGAACCUCUUAGUCUUUUUCAUCAACUUGCUCCUGAUGCUUGUUAUCUUCACCAUCGUGUUGCUUCCCACCAUUGUGGUGGUUUACUUUGGCUUCCAAUGCCACUCUCAGGUGCUGCACUCCACCGCCCGCUACUGCAGAACCAUCCUGGAUGACAACAGCUCCUCAGCCCUCAUCAUCCUGGGCUUCGUCAUCAUGUCACCCCUCAUCGUGGUGGCCAUGGCCACCUACUGCAGCCUGGCCAGGCGCCUCCGACUCCUCAUGUGCUUCCAGCCGUGCAGCCGGGCCCUGUACAAGGGAGUGAAGUGGCGCUGGUAUGAGGAGGGUGGUCUGUGUGGCUGUGCCAGGGGCUGCAGCCCCCAUGUCAAGGCUUGGGUCUGAGCCAGAGGCCCCAUCACACCCAGUGCUCCCUUCUGCCUAUCCUGACCCUCCCCGCUGCCUCCCAGCAUCACCCUGAUGCCUCUGUGGAGCAGUGCUCAUUGUGAGCACAAGUGUUUAUGAGCCACUUCCUAUAGCUUUGUCUAUAACAUAGUAGGUUGCUACAUACCACUGGGGAGAGAUUGUCAGUGCAGCUCCUUGGUCUUAAAGUGCAGCAGAAUAGGAACUCCUCCAGGACCUGCUGUGCUCAUGGCAGCUCUAUUUCCAAUCACCGUUCUUUGGGUCUUUUCCCCCUCCAGCUGCUGAUCUGAAGCGUGCUUGUCUGGUGAUAGCUGAUGGGUAUUAACCUGCAAAUCACUCCUUGUCCUUUGCUGCGGUUUUGUUCAGCUCCAUUUCGAGGCUCUUGGCAGGACAAGCAGGAGAUCUCCAGUGGCCUCAGGGUCACUGCAGGCUCUUCCAGGGCUGGGUAAGAGAUCUCAGAGACAGUACCUUGUUCUGAGACACCUGGAUGUAGCAUGAGUGCUGGGUUCAGGUACUGCAUCAGUGGGGCUGUGUGUGGCUGACUGCUGUGAGCCCCGUGCUCCCCCGCUGCUCUUCCUGUCUGCCAACUAUUGCCAUUGCAAGUGCUGUAUGUGAAUAAAGAUCAUGCCAAAUCUC